AUGUCGGGAAAACUGAAGUUAUCCCUAGAUAUUUUAAAGGAGAUUACACUUCUAGAUACAAGGAUGAUGAUGAUGUCAGCCACACACUACGAUGACCUGCUUAUGGAGAAUGAAAUCUACAUCAAAGAUGCAAUAGUUCAUCGAUUCCUAAUAGAUCUAAACUUAAAAAUGAUUUUUGUUAAAGAGCUGGAAGUUAAAGACUCUGAGCACAGGGCCAGCUAUUAUUCGGUGCCGGAGGAAUCCCAGCAUGGCACCUUUGUGGGCCGCAUCACUCAGGAUCUGGGACUGGAAGUGGAGGAGCUGAUGCCUCGGAUGUUCCGGAUGGAAUCCCAAAGCCACGGAGAUUAUUUAGAGGUAAAUGUCCAGAAUGGAAUUUUGUUUGUCAAUUCCCGAAUAGACAGGGAGGAGCUGUGUGCCAAGAGCCCUUUGUGUUCCAUUCAUCUGGAGGUGAUUGUAGACAAGCCUCUGAAGGUCUUCCAUGUAGAGGUGGAAAUUAAGGAUAUAAAUGACAAUGCUCCUAUGUUCCCUCAGAAGGAACAACAUGUCUUUGUUUCAGAAAUGAGGAUGCCUGGAUCAUUUUUCCCACUGCAGGGAGCUUCCGAUGCAGAUAUUGGUCCAAACUCUCUCCUCACUUAUGCACUCAGUCCUAGUGAAUACUUUGCUUUAGAUGUUCAGAGGAAACAUGAUGAAAGCCAGUCACUAGGACUCCUUUUAAAGGCCCCUUUAGACAGAGAGGUCAAGGCUAUGUAUCGUUUGCUGCUGACAGCCACAGAUGCAGGGAAACCAGCACUCAGUGGCACAGCGCAGCUGGUGAUUUCUGUGCUCGAUGAAAAUGACAAUGCACCUGCCUUUAAUCAAUCCAUUUACAAAGUCCAGAUGGCAGAGGAUGUGCCAAGUGGGACAUUAGUAAUGAAAUUAAAUGCUACAGAUUUGGAUGAGGGAACCAAUCAAGAUGUUAUAUAUUCAUUCCAAAACCAUGUGCCUGUUAAAUUAAAAAAUACAUUUACUCUAGAUUCCAUAACUGGGGAAAUAAGGACCAAAGAGCAAUUAGAUUUUGAGGAAAACCAUCAAUAUGAAAUCCAGGUACAAGCUAGUGAUAAAGGAAGCAACCCGAUGACGGGAUAUUGUACCCUUGUGAUUGAAGUGCUGGAUGUCAAUGACAAUGCCCCAGAGAUGUCACUGAAGUCUCUGUCAGUACCAGUGCCAGAGGAUUCCUUGCCUGGGAUGGUGGUAGCCCUGAUCAGUGUGUCAGAUAGGGACUCUGGGGCCAAUGGCCAGAUAAACUGCUCCCUGUACCCUGCUGGGCUUCCCUUCAAGUUAACAUCCACUUUCAAGAAUUACCACUCUUUGGUUGUGGCUGAGCCCUUGGAUCGGGAGAAGGUGGCAGAAUACAAACUGAUUGUAAAAGCCCAAGACCAUGGGGCACCAUCCAUGUCAGUCACCAACAGCCUGGUGGUACCCAUUGGGGAUGUGAACGACAAUACACCAACUUUCCCCCAAUCUUCUUAUACUGUCUUUGUGAAGGAGAACAACCCACCUGGUGCUCACAUCUUCACGGUGUCUGCCUCGGACCCUGAUGUGGCUGAGAAUGCCCUGGUCACCUACUGGAUAGAUCAGAAGCUCUGGCCACUCUCCAGCUACAUCUCUGUGCACUCAGAGAGUGCGAAACUCUAUGCCUUGCAGCCUUUUGACUAUGAGGAGCUGAAGCUACUGGAGUUCCAAGUGAUUGCCAAGGAUGCUGGAUUGCCUUCCUUGUAUGGCAAUGUGACCAUUCAAGUCUUUGUGAUGGAUGAAAAUGACAAUGCACCGGCUGUAUCUGGGCAGUCGGAGGAAGCUCCCAUUCUUCUAGUGUUUCCUGUGACAGCUGGGCAUGUGGUGGGCAAAAUCCGUGCCCUGGAUGCUGAUUCAGGCUAUAAUGCAUGGCUGCGCUAUGAAAUACACGAGGGAGCCAAUGGUCCUUGGCGAGUAGGACAAUACAGUGGUGAGGUCAGCACCACACGUGUCCUUGAUGAGGGAGAAGUUAGUGGCAACAGUCACUGUGUGCUAGUGGUGGUGAAGGAUCAUGGAAAGCUGAUGGUUAAAAGAAAAGUGCCUUUGGAUCAGGCUCUUUUGGCCCAGUCCAGAAUUCAGGGAAAGAAAGAUGACCAGGUUCAUCUGAAUCCCUAG
Messenger RNA from Pogona vitticeps (central bearded dragon), 2166 nucleotides. Lineage: Eukaryota; Metazoa; Chordata; Lepidosauria; Squamata; Agamidae. The record is from RefSeq and is a predicted model, not a curated record.